AGAGGAGACGUGCAUUGCGGUCAAGCAGUUGCAGUGAGCAGAGAGACUAUCGGUUCUCCGGCAACGCUGGGGAUUGCGCAUAACCUGCAUCAUACUUUAACGGCAGUGUCUGGUUGAGUGGAGGUUAUAGGUGUUAGAAAUCAAGAUUCUUAAAACUACCCUGUGUGGCUGCUGAGAAUGUCAUCUUCCUCCAAGCUUGAGGUUUAAUGCAAGCUGAAAGUGACCGGAGACCGCUGGUUACGACAUGACUUUUCAACAGGGUUUAUCAGACAUAAUUGUAUUCAUGUUCUCCAGUUACAUCCGAAGCAAUUGGAGGACAAAAAUUCCUUCAUACGUUGUUAUCCCUAUUUGUACUCACAAUAUGGGUUCAAAACCAAAAAUGAAGGGAAGAGGAGGAGAAAUAGCAUGGGGUCAUUAGGAAGAAUGGCGUCCGGCGAAAGCUGGAAGUUGAGAAGCCUCCUAUAGGUAGUCAUGUACCAUGGCCAGCUGGACGACUGAGUACUUUCUCGGGUCUACUGUUCGGCUUGGUACCCUGCUGGACUUUGCCCAUAAGCAUGACUUAGGAAUCAACGCGGAGGUGUCUCUAUCUGAAGUAGAUAGACAGUGGUUGUCCGAGUUCGCCCGUCAAUCAGGAUGGCCGGAAGUGGACUUCGACAUUCAACGUCUGAACUCGCAGGCUCUUCUUGCCCAUUGGCGUGUCCUUGUCGGUCUACUGAAACACAUUCCAAGGGAUCGACAAGUUUACUUCUUCAACCUGGACAAUCAGCGUACCUCUAGUACCGUCCCGGCUGUGGCUGGGUUACAUGUUCAAAGCCCUGACGUGGAGCAUCCAACUACCCCGACACCCCCGGUUGUGGCAGUGACGGAACCUGCAGGAAGUGGAACGGUUCAUGCUGUUUCUAAUGUACGGAACAUGUCUGUUAGGGAGUAUCUGGCAGUAUCCGGACAGGCAAACCUUUCGUUGGCUUGGGGGAACACAUCCCAGGCGUCAGGGCGACCAGUAACGACCAGGAUUUCGGCCUUCGAUUCUCAUUUUCACCUGGACCGGUCUCUAGUGAAAUUGGUUAUGCCGUAUUACUCAGAUAUCCGGACCAUUCUGGAUGCAGAUGUAGGGAUCAGACCCCAAGUUGAAGUGGAUGUGGUAGGAGGUGUCCUGAUCUAUUGUGACCCCGAACCGAACCAGCAGAUACUUGGGGGCUACAGGAGGAAGUUCUGACAAGGAUACUAGAGUUGUCAUCCCCUUGUCAACCAAUCAUCCUUCAUAUCCGGGAUGGGGAGGAUCGGCAGUCCGGAGUGCUCUAUGUCUUGAAUUAUUAAAGCCCAAUGUUGCUCGGACGCAGAAAGUGGUGCUGCAUUGUUUCACCAGCGCGCAAGAGGUAGUGGUCAGCUGGUGUAAGGCAUUCCCUAAUUGUUUCUUCAGUACUCAGGACAAGCCCGGCUUUUCUCGGAGGCGCAGAAACAGGCAAUCCUGAGGGUCCCGGCGAACAGGCUGUUGAUCGAAACUGACUCGCCAUACUUUCGACCAGCUGGGGCUCAGAUGUGCACUCCAUCCUUUUUAGGGGACGUGGCCAACGUUAUUGCGUCAUAUCGGGAUAGCGAGGUCAGGGUAGUGUGCCAGCUGACCUUGAGGAAUUCCACUCAACUGUUUGGGCUAUAAAUAGCAUAAUGUAAUAUGACAUUCGUGUGGCCAAUUAUUGAAUUUUGAAUAUGGAGUUUUAAUGUUUAGGACACUAAUUUUAACAGAAAGGAUCGCAACUGAAGUGUAUAGACAAUGAAUGGAAGUGAAAGUUUGGAAAAACUCCGUUGUUAAUUAUAAGUUUAAAGAAAAACUAUAUACUGGGCACAAUUUACUCCUCUAGUCUGUGUUAGUGGACAAUUAAUGGAGCAUUGCAGAAUUGAAUACAAAAUAAAGUAUCACCAGGGCCCGGAACUUUAGUGUAGGCCAAAUUUUUGAUGCAGUAACAAGUUACCAAGACUGAAAAAGGACUCUAUGGCUCUUUCCCGUUGGAUAAAAUGGGGAGGAGUGUGGUAAAUUUACUGGUGUGUAACCGGAACGGUACGACAGAGACUAAUCGAUUGACCGGAAACGAAUGCAG
Messenger RNA from Dreissena polymorpha, 2096 nucleotides. RefSeq lists its product as uncharacterized. The coding region runs from base 479 to 1216 and encodes 245 amino acids. The transcript has 2 exons. The record is from RefSeq and is a predicted model, not a curated record. NCBI's taxonomy places the organism in Eukaryota, Metazoa, Mollusca, Bivalvia, Myida, Dreissenidae.